Notothenia coriiceps (black rockcod) is the source of this 422-nucleotide messenger RNA. Its product is annotated as unconventional myosin-Va-like. The coding region runs from base 60 to 422 and encodes 120 amino acids. NCBI's taxonomy places the organism in Eukaryota, Metazoa, Chordata, Actinopteri, Perciformes, Nototheniidae. Gene Ontology annotation, molecular function: ATP binding; actin filament binding; microfilament motor activity. The record is from RefSeq and is a predicted model, not a curated record. The transcript has 5 exons. Gene Ontology annotation, biological process: actin filament organization. Gene Ontology annotation, cellular component: cytoplasm; membrane; actin cytoskeleton.
GCUGAUGAGAAACACCAGCAGCAGUGCAGCAUGUGUUCAAGCUGGAGCAGGAGGAGUACAUGAGGGAGCAGAUCCCUUGGACUCUGAUCGACUUCUACGAUAAUCAGCCCUGCAUCAACCUCAUAGAAGCUAAGAUGGGCAUCCUGGACCUGCUGGACGAGGAGUGCAAGAUGCCCAAAGGUACAGAUGAUUCUUGGGCUCAGAAACUGUACAACACACACCUGAAGACCUGCUCCCUCUUUGAGAAGCCACGCAUGUCCAACCGCGCCUUCAUCAUUGAACAUUUUGCUGACAAGGUGGAGUACCAGUGUGACGCUUUCCUGGAGAAGAACAAGGACACGGUAAACCAAGAUCAGGUCAAUGUGCUGAAGGCCAGCAAGGUGAGGAGUAAAGGCACACUUCUACAUUAUAUAUAUUCAUAA